UCACUUUUAAAACAUUUUAUUUUUUUGAAACAUUAAAAACAUCUGAAAUAUUUAUCUUUCCUUCUGAUUGCCAUCAAACCCUAACAAAAUAACAAACAGACGAGACACUUGUCUUGUGAGUGCUCAAUUUCCUCUUACAGUACAGUACAGUACAGUACAGAAGCUUCACCUAACAAAAAUGUCUGCAGUCAGAUAGUCUGCAGACAGUCAGAUCUCCUCUCUUAAUAAUAAAAUAUUACAAGCUGAGACUGGACACCAAAUCAAGUCCUCUCCACCACACAGGCAUGGCACCUGUUACAAUGAUACUGAGAAUCAUAAUCAUUUUGUAUGUGACUUCAUCAUUGAAAAUGCAAAGCCUGAGUCAUGCACAGACAGUGAGCGAGGAAAUGCUUGGAGUAAAUACAUGGCAUACAACACUGCCACCUUACAUGGAUGAAACUGGAAACAACUUAAAACAAGAACAACAGUCAAAUUGGAAAUCAUUCAAAUUCUUGAUCAGCAUCAAAAUAAAUGCCUCAAGGCAAAUGGUACAGGAUCGCCUGAGGACACUUCUUAAAGGAUACUCAUUUCCAUAUAGUGUCAGCCAAAAUGUCAUCAUAACCAAUGUGAAUCUCAAUACAACUCAACCUCUAAAACUGUUCAAAUACAUAACUGACAUAAAAAUCAAUGCACCAAGAGGAGCCAUGAUAGACCAAUUGAGGGACCUGAUACACAAACAGAAAUACCCUGUGUGCAUCAAGAAAACCUUGAAAAUAUCUGCUGUGAACAUCACUACAGUGUGUGUCUCAAAUUCAAACAAAAGCUGCUGCAAAUGUGAGAAUCAAUAUGUUUGGCCCUCUGAACAAUGCUCUAAACAUGGUGUUUGUGGCCCCAAUCAUAAUGAUACCUGCAGAUGCAUCACUUCUCUUCCAUCUGAUGGGCCAUUCUGCCGGCGACCACCUGUUUUUGCAGCGCCACUGAAGUCGUUCAAAUACAACAUUGACAUAAAAAUCAAUGCUUCAAGAGAUGCUGUGAUAGAGCACUUGAGGGCUUUGAUUCAUGGACAGAAAUUCCCCACUUGUGUCAAAAAAGGCAUAAAAAUAUCUGGCGUGAACAUCACUACAGUUUGUCUCUCAAAUGUGAACAAAACCCAGUGUAAGUGUGAGAAUCAAUAUGUUUGGUCUUCUGAACAAUGCUCUAAACAUGGCGUUUGUGGCCCCAACCAUAAUGAUACCUGCAGAUGCAUCACUUCUCUUCCAACUGACGGGCCAUUCUGCAGGCGACCACCUGUUUUUGCAGCUCAACUGAAGUCAUUCAAAUACACAAUUGACAUAAAUAUCAAUGCUUCAAGACAUGCUGUGAUAGAGCCCUUGAGGGCUUUGAUUCAUGGACAGAAAUUCCCCAUGUGUGUCAAAAAAGGGAUGAAAAUCUCUAGUGCUAAUAUCACUAUAGGUUAGAGAAGUAUAAGAGGUGUAAUGCCUUUCUUUCCAAAUUAAUUCAAUA
This is a messenger RNA of Cyprinus carpio (common carp), 1482 nucleotides long. RefSeq lists its product as uncharacterized. The transcript has 9 exons. The record is from RefSeq and is a predicted model, not a curated record. Bases 285 to 1436 code for a protein of 383 amino acids. NCBI's taxonomy places the organism in Eukaryota, Metazoa, Chordata, Actinopteri, Cypriniformes, Cyprinidae.